AUGGUCUGGGGCAGUAUGUCAUCAAAAGGAGUAGGAAAACUUCAUUUUAUUGAUGGAAAUGUGGAUACAAACAAAUAUUUGGCAAUUUUAGAAGAAUCGCUUUUACCAGUGAUGGAAGAAUGUUUGACAUCCGGCCAAGAUUUUGUGUUUCAGCAAGAUGGUGCAGCGUGCCAUACCUCAAAAAAGGCUAUAAAAUGGAUGGAAGAAAAUAAUGUACCACUUUUGAAAUGGGUUUCUAGCAGUCCAGAUCUGUCACCUAUUGAAACUUUGUGGCACGAAAUGAAAAAGGUUCUACGACAACAUCCUGCUCGUACAAUCACCGAACUGAGACAAAAGCUUCAAGAAAUAUGGGAUUGUUUUACACCAAAUUUUUGCCAAAACUUGGUUAACACUAUGCCCCAAAGAAUUUCAGACGUAAUAAAAAAUAAAGGUGAUGUUACCCAAUGGUAG
Messenger RNA from Acanthoscelides obtectus, 450 nucleotides. NCBI's taxonomy places the organism in Eukaryota, Metazoa, Arthropoda, Insecta, Coleoptera, Chrysomelidae. The record is from the annotation of a GenBank genome assembly.